Armigeres subalbatus is the source of this 1818-nucleotide messenger RNA. RefSeq lists its product as uncharacterized. Gene Ontology annotation, molecular function: protein binding; chromatin binding. The record is from RefSeq and is a predicted model, not a curated record. Gene Ontology annotation, cellular component: cohesin complex. The transcript has 8 exons. The coding region runs from base 146 to 1759 and encodes 537 amino acids. Gene Ontology annotation, biological process: replication-born double-strand break repair via sister chromatid exchange; sister chromatid cohesion. Lineage: Eukaryota; Metazoa; Arthropoda; Insecta; Diptera; Culicidae.
CGUGAUUGUAUUUUGAAAACAACGUGCGCGUGACAGCUGCUUCGUUAGUUUUGAAAUAUUUAGAAGUGCCUUGUAUUUUUCAUCAGCAAAUUUUCCUAAUCCUGUACGUUUUGCUUUCGAGACAGCCAAAUAUAAUAAGAUAAAAAUGUACCUAGAUAUGGGGUUGGUUUCGGUGCGGAAUAAUGGCCGGCUUGCUGCUGUGUGGCUAGCCGCUACCAAUAAACCCCUGUUCCGACGACACUUCGAACGCCGGCAGUGCGAGAGCAUCGACAUCGAUGACAUGUGUAAUUCUAUCCUCGAUUGCGUGACUAAUCAACCGUUUAUCAUGGUGGCAAAACUUGCGUACGGCGCAGUCUACAUUUAUCAGCAACAAGUGCAGUAUUUGUAUGAAAAAGUCAGCACGGCGGCAUGCCUCCAGACCGCUGCUUUUCAGGGGUUGAGGAAAUCAAGCCAAAAAUCAUCGACGAAAACCGGAUGUCGGACAACAUCCCUUGAAGAGCGCUUCGAUGAUUUUCUAGAGGAUCCAUCUGUUCUACCUGUGGAUGUCAUAACUCAACUGCUGGCCGGCGAUAAAAAUACCAGCGUUGUUCGUGCUGAUGAUAUCACAAUGCAGGAGAUUGGGAAUGACACUCUUCAGGCAACGGUUGAAUCUACUUUCAAUGUUCAGAACAGCGGUUUUGGAGAAAUUGAUAUAUCGGAAAUCGUACAGGACACGGAUGAUCGUGAUUUGGAUGAUUUUACAAAAGUCAGUGAUUCAACCACGUGUAUUCGAGAAACUGUGAUGGAUUAUCCAGGAAUUGAGAGUACUUCUAUGGCCAUUAUAGAUAUGCCCAUUGCAAGCACCAGCACCAUGCAACUCCAUGAACCUAAUGUGAACAGCUCGGCCUGUGUCACGGCAGAUCAACAGCUUGUAGCAAUGACGUUGAAUCCUAUGAACAAUCCGAAUUAUGUAUUUGAGAUGCCAAUAAUGUCCUCCCAAGGUCAUUAUCUAGGUCAGACAUCAACACGUCUCUCAAAGAACGCCAAACAACGACGCUUAUUUAUUAACAAGAAGACCACACUGGACUAUGUUGUAAUGAAACGCGCCAUCGAAGACUGCUCGAGUAACCAGCGGUGCAAGAACCCGCGCCACGACAUCGUUGCACUGAAACAGAUAAGAUAUCCGUUUGAUCAGGCGCGAACUAUUCUGCAACAGCCGAUUCGGGGAACGCGAUCUUCAGUGUUGGCCAGUUUAUUUACUCGAAACACCCGGAAACGCAAAUAUAACGCGUGUGGAGAGGAUUUUUCGCUGAAUGGGCAUAUAGAUCAUCCAAAGAAAAACAGAACUAUUGCACAACCAGCAAUUCCAGAAAUUGUAGCACCAUCGCCUGUUAUGCGAUCAACAGAUCAGAAUACAUCGUUCAGCAACAUCACUGAUCACGAUCAAGCAGUUCAAAUUACGUCACCUCCAGAGCCACAUACUUGUGUUAUGAAUGAAUUGAUCACUGAAAAUAUCGAUAAUUCUCAUUUGGAGAAUCGUCACACGUGCCACUCAACAGAACCAGGACGAGAAAUCCUCGAAUCGAAUCUGAUGAAUCUUCUGACGGAACUAUGGGACAAGAAUCAAGGCCCGAUUUCCAUGAAAUCUCUGGCAGGAAGAUUUCCCAGUAAACUAGAAGCCGCUACAUGUUUUUCGACUAUUUUGGUUCUCAUUACAAAACGAAAGCUGCACAUCAUAAAAAACGAAUCCAAUGAAAUCAUUGAAAUCCUUCCGCAUUGAAUUGUUUCGCCUGGGACUGUCAUCUAAGUAAGCAUUACUCAACUAAAGGAUUAACGCAC